Molecule: messenger RNA, 2225 nt
Organism: Vitrella brassicaformis
Lineage: Eukaryota; Vitrellaceae
Source: the annotation of a GenBank genome assembly
CUCGCUGCCAGAACGAGGGGCGCGAUUUCAGGUUGUUGUCGAUGGCGAAACGUGAACGUGUGAACAUCAUUCUCACGCCGCUGCUGUCGACAGGAACAGUGCGCGAAUCUAGCGGCCUCUGGCCGCGACCCUCUUAGGCCGCUGCCCAGCAUCAUGAUGCCGCCUCCCCUCCCUGCCGCAGACCACCCAUCUUCUCGUCUGCAGCUGACAUCCGAUGUGGUGCGGUCGUUGUGUGUGGCGUGGGUCAGCCGGGAGGGCACGGUGCAGCGCAAAGGCCUCGACUUCUCUCCGGACGACGGAUCUUUCCUCCUGGCCCCGACCAUGAUCGAUGUCCACGUCUACCGAACGACCCUGCACCACACAGACGAGCCCAAGUAAGUACGUACGCGAGCAGACAGAAGGAGAUCUGCACUGACUGACCGAUUUGUUUGUUUGUUUGGUUGCGUGUUUGGUUCUGUGUUGCAGGUUGGUUCAGCGGCUGCCGUCGGGUCACCUGGGGAUAGCUGCGGCGCGGUUCACACGCCGCGGGCCGCAGCACAUCCUCACGGCACCCGCCAACCAGGAGGACGGUGCGACGCACGUUAGUCACUCAAGGGCGUCGUCCAUUGCUUGCUGUUUGCAGCCUCUCUGCGGCUAUGGGAUUUGCAGUUGAACCUCUACACGCGGAUCUUCCCGCUACCAGCGCCGUGAGUGAGCAAACCAUGAGGAGGGAGGGCCUUCUCGUCUCGUCUUGCGAGUGAAUGAUUCUCCCCGUUUGUGUUGUGUACCGUACCCCAGUGCUGUUCACCUGGCGAUGCACCCAAGUAAAGACCUGGUGCUGGCCUGCUGUGCCGACUCGUGUGUGCGCCUGUUCAGCCUCAACGACACGCAGCCAUUGGUGGGGUGGGGCGGGGGCCUGGAAGGGGGGCGGCACCCCUGAGCUUAGCUUAUAGAUGGCGUCGGUUGCAUGGCGUGUAGGCCCGUUUUGCGUCUCACUCGUCCCCGCCUGCUGCUGCUUUCGACAAGGAAGGUGGGAUGAGAUGAGCAGUGAGUGCUGCAACGCAACGCAACGCUGCUUAUCCGCUGCUCUCUGCGUGUGUGGGGAUGUUGAUCAGGCAUUGUGUUCGCCUGUGAGUGAAGGGCGGGGCGUCUUGUGCCGCUCUCUACAGCUGACUGCAAUUGAUGCCUGUCUGUCGCAGGUGCCUCUGGCCGACAGGUGCAUCUUUUCGACACCAAUUCCUACAAGGAGGUACGAGAAGAUGCCUGUGGAGUCUGUGCACUCUCACUCUGCGGCCUCAGAGCGCAUUUGCCGGCUUCGAUCUCUCCGACCGACUGCCCCGACACGCACACAUAACGGUACACCCCCCCUCUCCACACAUACACACACACGCACAGAGUCUCACGGAGGUGUCCCAUUCGGUGUGUUGCAGAGUUUGCUGUUCAGUCCAGCGGCGGACCACCUGCUGGUCGGCGCCAGCACCUCAGACCUGCUGCUGCUCGACGCCAUAUAUGGGCGGACACUCAACGCUCUCAGGGGCUCCUCAUAUGACAUUGAGAAUGGGAGCGCCAGCAGGACCACCCCACCCCCACCCCCCGCAGCAUUCUCCCCUGAUGGACAAUUCGUUUUCUGCGGUGGGUGAGGGAACGAACGCCUAAAUAUAUGUGUGUGUCCGUAUUUCUUUCUGUGUAUGUGUGCAGGGAGUGACGAGAGCCCGUCACUGGAUGUGUGGGAGGCGCUGGGAGGGCGGGUCGGGCGGCUCGACGGCCACACGCAGCAGCCGCGGUUUUUGGCGUUCCACCCCACCAGAGCUGUCUUGGCAUCAGGUGGGCGGGGCGGCUGGGCAGUGGGCAAACAGUACAUCGCCUUGCGAGUAUGUGUGUGUGUGUCUUAUGUGGUGUGUGUGCAGCUUCAUGUGACGUGGCCUUGUGGCUGCCGAAGACGCCUCCGUGAAUAUAUCGAGCUGCAUGUUUCUUUGUUGCCACUCAUCUGGAAGUGUCACAUACAGAACCGUUAUGCAAAGUCGUGAUGACGAGGCGAUGGGUGUGUAUCAUUUUGGUUGGUUGGUUGGUGGCUUGCUCGCCUUGUCCAGAUACUUGGCAUGCUGGCAUCCACACUUGUGCUCAUGUGUGGGUGUCGACGUGCCGAGGCUGUGGGCGAGACGAGCAAGGGCCCAGGGGGAGGGGAAACUGAGUGGCAUCGCUGAGCAGACCGACAUUGUACAUAUCACGAGGCGUGUACUGUAUGU